This is a messenger RNA of Acomys russatus (golden spiny mouse), 702 nucleotides long. It is a transcript of the gene Pudp, whose product is annotated as pseudouridine 5'-phosphatase. The record is from RefSeq and is a predicted model, not a curated record. Lineage: Eukaryota; Metazoa; Chordata; Mammalia; Rodentia; Muridae. Gene Ontology annotation, molecular function: phosphatase activity. The transcript has a single exon. Bases 1 to 702 code for a protein of 233 amino acids.
AUGGCGGACGCGGUUCCUGUGCCCCAGUUUCGGCCAGUUACACACCUGAUAUUUGACAUGGAUGGACUGCUUCUGAAUACUGAAGACUUAUAUACUGAGGUAUUUCAAGAAAUAUGCCAUCGCUACGGAAAGCAAUACGAUUGGGAUGUCAAGGCCCUGGCCAUGGGAAAGAAGGCUCUAGAAAGUGCAGAGAUCAUAGUAGAGGUCCUGAAGUUACCCAUGUCCAAAGAAGAGCUUUUGGAAGAAAGCCAGGCGAAGCUGAAGGAGAUUGUGCACACAGCUUCGCUCAUGCCAGGAGCUGAUAAGUUGAUCCACCACCUGCGGAAAAACCACCUACCGUUUGCCCUGGCCACCAGCUCCGGGACCCUCUCCUUCCAAAGGAAGACCACUCAACACAAGGCAUUCUUUGGUUUAUUUAGUCACAUUGUUCUGGGAGAUGAUCCUGAGGUUCUGUACGGCAAGCCAGCCCCAGACUUAUUUCUUACCUGUGCCAAGAGGUUUUCUCCUCCCCCUGAUCCAGAAAAAUGUCUUGUCUUUGAAGAUUCUCCAAAUGGAGUAGAGGCAGCUGUGGCUUGUGGCAUGCAGGUGGUCAUGGUACCUAAUGAAAACCUGCGCAUAGAGCUGACCAAAAAAGCCACCUUGGUGCUGAGUUCACUGGUAGACUUCGAACCUGAAAUGUUUGGUCUACCUGCUUAUGAGUGA